Phyllopteryx taeniolatus (common seadragon) is the source of this 1907-nucleotide messenger RNA. Its product is annotated as gremlin-1-like. The coding region runs from base 1 to 546 and encodes 181 amino acids. The record is from RefSeq and is a predicted model, not a curated record. Lineage: Eukaryota; Metazoa; Chordata; Actinopteri; Syngnathiformes; Syngnathidae. Gene Ontology annotation, molecular function: BMP binding; receptor ligand activity. Gene Ontology annotation, biological process: animal organ morphogenesis. The transcript has a single exon.
AUGGUGUGCGUACAGCGGCCGACGCGUCUGCGGUUUAGGAUGGCCAAGUCGACGCGUGCGAUCUGCGGCGUGUUGCUGAUCCUCGGCGCGCUGUCCUCUCCCGGGGAGUCCGAAAGAAACCGAGGCUCCCAGGGCGCCAUUCCUCAUCCCGACAAAACCGGCCCCAACGAGUCGGAGCGGCACCCUCGACCCCCGCGGGCCGACGAGGUUCUGGAGUCCAGCCGGGAGGCUUUACACGUGACCGAGCGGCAGUACCUGAAACGGGACUGGUGCAAGACGCAGCCCCUCAAGCAGACCGUCCACGAGGAGGGCUGCGUCAGCCGCACCGUCAUCAACCGCUUCUGCUACGGACAGUGCAACUCCUUCUACAUCCCCAGACACGUCCGCAGGGAGGAGGGCGCCUUCCGGUCCUGCUCCUUCUGCAAACCCAAGCGCUUUACCACCGUGACUUUGACUCUGGACUGUCCCGACCUGCAGCCACCCACCAAGAAGAAACGCAUCCGGCGCGUCAAACAGUGCCGCUGUAUAUCCAUAGACCUGGACUAGGGUUAGUCUUAGUGACGGCGGUCUAGGCGCCCCAAACUACGUCUUACAAAACAAAACAAAACAAAACAAAGCAAGAAGCCCUCAGACCAAUACACACGCCAUAAAAAGCUCUUGGACAAUAAGACAACCUUUUUUUUUUUUUUUUUUUUUUUUUGGGGGGGGGGAGUUAUUUUCUUUUUCGGAGGUGAGUUUGAGUUUUGGUCUGAGAUGUUUUUGUUGAAUGCAAGAGAUGUUAUUUGGUGUGCGUGAGAAGCGAUAUUUGUGUGCGUGUGAGAGGCAAACGUUAUUCUUGGCCUUGACUGCCAAUUUCCCAUUUCUUCCCGUUGUCGUGCUUUCUUGUUGAGAGGAAAGAGAAGCCGAUGUGCUUUCAUCUCCAGUUUGGAGAACGUUGCAUCCGAUCUUCGCCACCCUCCUUUCGCGCAGCAAAUAUGAAGAUCUAAUGUAGAAGUGCAAAGGAUAAUUUUGACCUGCGCAGUGUUAAGACGCCUGGGAUCGGAGGCAAUUCACUGCACGGUAGUGCGCACGUUUUAUGCACAACUUCCUCACCUUGGCUUAUUUAAAACAAACACAAAACACCAAAUCACUCAAACAUUCAGUUCAUUUUUGAUGUUUCCACUGUGUGGAUUUGGGAGAAUGAACAGCAGCAUUUGUAAAUGGGAAAUGUUUUCUUGGAAUGAAUCUUUUGAAUGUGAAAAUGUCCUUUUUGUACAGUGGUGGCUUGUGGCCCAUGAAGGUAAAAAUAGGGAGCUGUUGCACGUAAACGGUACUCAUUCAAUUAUCCCCAAAAAUAGAAAACAAAUGGAUUCUCGAAUGUUGUUUUAAACAAAAAUAUGGAAUGAUUUACACAUUCAAAUCUUUUCAAAAUCAUUUUCCUAGAAGACGAUGGAAUGGUAUAUUUAUUCAUAGACGCAAAAGCGAUUGUAUGAUUGCGCCUUUUCCAAAGUAAGCUAAAUGAAUUAAUCAUGCAAAUAUGCUCAAUUCCGAGUCACUGACGGUGUCGCGGUGCACUCGGCCGACUUCGGCGCGGGCGGCGUGGGUUCGGCUCCCGCUCCGUGACGGAUGUGCCCGGCGUCCCGUGACCCCUCUCACCGCCACAAGCGCUGUUGAAAACGGAUGGCUGGAUGAUCGAUUUCCCAGUGAACACUGAGUGCUCGUAUCUUUGGAAAGGCGCAUUUUGGAUUUGUCAAAUGUGUUUAGUGUGGUUCAAAAUGCUUCCAGCAUAAUUUGUAUGGUUAUUUGACUGGCACGUGAUUUACGAAAAAAACCCACUUGUGAAUGCCUUCGCAAUAUAUUUCCCAUGAUGUAAAGUAGUAAAACCGAGUUGUCGCGCUAAUAAAUCACUGGCAUAGCAAACAAAGUAA